AGCAAGCCACGAUAGUGCAAUCACGUUCCUUUACAUCAUCUCUCUUCACUCUCCAAACUUUUAAAACAUGCAGAAAAUUGUACUCAAGUUGGAAGUUCAUGACGAAAGAAUCAAGAAGAAAGCUAUGAAAACUGUAUGUGAAUUUUCAGGAGUUACUUCAUUGGACGUGAGAGAAGAAGGAAAACUUAAGGUGACCGGAGAAUUCAACAAUUUUGAAUUGACAAAGAAACUGAAGAAGAUAUGUAAAGAUGUUGACAUAAUCGAGGUUGGGCCUGAUACAGAGCCAGAGCAAAAUCAGCCAAAACCUGGAGACGAAAACUGGGAUCCUUGUAUCAUCAUGUGAAUUAGAUCUGAUAAUCAAAAGUUUCAUCUUUG
This is a messenger RNA of Eutrema salsugineum, 375 nucleotides long. RefSeq names its product heavy metal-associated isoprenylated plant protein 11. Gene Ontology annotation, molecular function: metal ion binding. The record is from RefSeq and is a predicted model, not a curated record. Lineage: Eukaryota; Viridiplantae; Streptophyta; Magnoliopsida; Brassicales; Brassicaceae. The transcript is spliced from 3 exons. Bases 68 to 343 code for a protein of 91 amino acids.